GCUACUGCUGGGUGGGCACUUUCUGUCGCUUUAGUCUGCUUCUGUCUCUUUAUUGAUACACACACCUGUAGAAGUGUCUCCUGAGCUGAGCGUUGUAGCAGGAGAGGUCACUUUGCAUGUAGAGGAGUCUUAACCGGAAGUCCUGUGGCCAUGGCUGAAAGUCUAGAAAAGGGUCGAUCUGAGGGGACACCUGCUGCAGACGCAUAUCCCAGAAAGAUCCUGGAGUACAUGGAAGGAUUCCUCAUCUCAAAGACUGUUUUCACCUCAUGUGAGCUCGGUGUGUUUGAUGUCUUGCUGGGUGCAGAGCGCCCCCUGUCUGCAGAAGAGAUCAGUCAUGCAGUUGGAGCCAGUCAGGACGGCACACAGAGACUGCUGGCUGCCUGCACCGGCCUGCAGCUCCUUAACGCACACACUGAUGAUGGUCAAGUCUUGUACAGUAACACAGAACAGGCCAGUGUCUACCUGACCCGCUCCAGUCCUUUAUCUCUCUUCCAGUCCAUCCAGUACAGCUCCAGAACCAUCUACCUCAGCUGGCACUACCUGACCGACGCCAUCAGAGAGGGAAGAAAUCAGUAUGAAAAGGCUUUUGGAGUCAGUUCGAAAGACCUCUUUCAAGCUCUCUACAGGUCUGAUGAGGAGAUGGUCAAAUUUAUGCAGUUAAUGAACUCCAUUUGGAACAUCUGCGGUAAAGACGUGGUCACAGCCUUUGACCUUUCUCCUUUCAAGGUCAUAUGUGACCUUGGCGGCUGCAGUGGAGCAUUAGCCAAACAGUGCACGUCAGCCUACCCAGAAUGCACUGUGACGAUCUUUGACCUCCCCAAGGUGGUGCGUACAUCCAGGGAACACUUUGUCACCGAGGCCGACCAGAGGAUUAGCUUCCACCAAGGGGACUUCUUCAAAGACCCUCUGCCAGAGGCUGACCUCUACAUCCUUGCCAGAAUCCUCCAUGACUGGCCAGACGAACGCUGCAUAGAGCUACUCAGUCGAGUCUACAAAGCCUGCAGACCGGGUGGCGCUGUGUUGCUUGUGGAGGCGUUGCUGCAUGAGGACGGUUCUGGCCCGCUGACAGCGCAGCUCUACUCUCUAAACAUGCUGGUGCAGACUGAAGGCAGAGAGAGGACAGCUGCUCAGUACGCCGCCCUGCUGGCCGCUGCCGGCUUCACCAACAUCCAGCACCGCCUCACCGGGAAGAUCUACGACGCUGUGCUGGGGCACAAAGACACAUGAAACUGAUACAUGAGGGUACUUAAGAAUCCUUACUUUGGUUUUACAAUCCAUGAUUUCUGGAAAGUCACUUUUACUAUUACACUACAAAAUUGUAUUUCUUAUCAAAUAUUUCUUUAAGGCUUUUUAAAUAACAGAACACUUUCUAAAAUAAUAUUCAAAACCACGCCAAUUUUCUUGGCUAUUACUUUCUGUUCUGAUAAUGGUGCAUCAUUUUAAAGUAGUUUAGUUUGUACUAAUGGACUGCUAAAAUAUCAGUAGACCUGCUGUGUUAGAAAGUGAGAUUCUUGUUCUUAGUGAGAUUACAACAGAAUCACCAAAAAGUGCCCAACAUCAACCAUAACAACGGAAGCCUUCUCUCCUGGAUCCAGACUUGUAUUCUAGUUAUUAUAUGCCAGAAUCAAUUCUUGCUAAAUCUGUAGUUGAGGAUGUAAGCCAGUAUUGACAACAUUAAUCCUGCUGUCUGCUGGAUCAUCUUCUCACUCAAAGCCUUCUCACACAUGUAAUAUUUGUUUAUUGUCUGUCUUUUGUUCUCUGCGUGAAACUUUGAUGCUGCUGUCUUG
Labrus mixtus (cuckoo wrasse) is the source of this 1787-nucleotide messenger RNA. RefSeq names its product acetylserotonin O-methyltransferase (gene asmt). Gene Ontology annotation, molecular function: acetylserotonin O-methyltransferase activity. Lineage: Eukaryota; Metazoa; Chordata; Actinopteri; Labriformes; Labridae. Gene Ontology annotation, biological process: methylation; melatonin biosynthetic process. The record is from RefSeq and is a predicted model, not a curated record. The transcript has 8 exons. Bases 151 to 1227 code for a protein of 358 amino acids.